GACCCACACCGGGAGUCAUCGGGACACGCCGUGACCCGCACCAGGACCCUCCCCGGGACGCACCGGGGCACACCAGGACACACCGGAACUCCCCCCGGGACCGUCCGGGAUUCCCCGGACCCCCCGGGCCAUGAGCGCCGCGGAGCCGCCGGGCCGCGGGAUGCUGUUCGCCGAGACCCAGCUGAGGCGGCACGGCUGGCGGCGAGGGCAGGGGCUGGGCCGGCGGGAGGACGGCAUCGCCGAGGCCAUUCGGGUGAAGGUGAAAUGCGACACGGCCGGGGUGGGACACGACGCGGCAGAGCCCUUCACCUUCCACUGGUGGGACCACGUCUUCAACAAGGCAGCUGCCAACAUCGCUGUGGAGGCCGGGCAGGAUGGCAUCUCUGUGAAGGCACUUUCUGAGCAGGGAGGCAGCAUCAGCAAUAAGAAGCCACGCAAGGCUGGCAGCAGCGGGAGCCUGCUGUACGGCCGCUUUGUGAAGUCAGCCACGCUCACAGCCUGUGGGGAGGAGUCGGUGCCAGCCAGCUCUGAGAGCAGUCAGGAGGAGGAGGAGGAGAAGCUGGACCUCUCUUCGGUCAGGAGGCUGACGGACGAGGAGCUGGUGCAGGCGUGCGGGGGCCGCACAGCACACAAGGGUGCCCGGCACGGCCUGACCAUGAGUGCCAAGCUGGCACGCCUGGAGGAGCAGGAACGAGCCUUCCUGGCCACGUACCGGCAACGGGAGCAGCAGCAGGAGCCCCCAGAGAGCAGCCAGGGCAAAAAGAAGAAAAGGAAACGGUCCAGGGAUGGAGCUGAGGUGCCACAGAGCCAGGAAUCAAACACAGAACAGGAGGAGGUGUUGGAAGAAGAAAAGGUUGUGAAGAAGAAGAAAAAGAAGCGGGGGCCAAGCAGAGAAGAGGAGGUGACAGGAGAGGAGGAGGUCAUGAGGAAGAAGAAGAAGAAAGUGAUCACGGAGCCAUGUGGAGAAGAGGUAUCAGCAGAGGAGGGGAAGGUCAUGAAGAGGAGGAAGAAGCCAGAGCUAAGCACAGAAGAGGUGGUGGAAGAAGAUGGGAAGGCUGCAAAGAGGAAAAAGAAGAAAAAGAAGAAGAAGCAGCAAGAGGAGGACAAAGAAGAGCCAGCUGAAACAGAGACAGAUGAGCCAAACUUGGGACACAGGCCUACAAAGAAGAGGAAGAAGAAGAAGCAGGAAGAGGAGGAUGAAGAAGAGCCAGCUGAAACAGAUGUACCUCUACAAGAGACAGAUGAGCCAAACUUGGGACACAGCCCUACAAAGAAGAGGAAGAAGAAGAAGAGGAAGAGGGAGCCAGAGUGAGCAAGUGACGUGGCUGCCAUGCAGUCCCACCUGGCUGUAAGGGUCCUGAUCCUGGUGCUGGUGGGUGCCAUGGGCUGCUCUGAGCUCGUUCCAGCCAGAGCCCAGCACUGUGACCCAGCUGCCUGGGGAUGCUGAGCUAGGACAAGUUGGUCUGCAGCUGGAUCAAGCUUUACUUCACCACCUGAACCUUCAGGAGUGACCCUGGUUCCUUCCCCCCAGGCCCUGGGGCAGGGACCCAUUUGCCAUGGGUCUGUCACAGAAGGACACAAGGACACGCCCUGCAAAGUACUAAAGUAUUUUUUCAAGGGCAUGAAUAAAUCUUUAUUGUGAUCAGCUUA
Molecule: messenger RNA, 1650 nt
Organism: Melospiza melodia melodia
Lineage: Eukaryota; Metazoa; Chordata; Aves; Passeriformes; Passerellidae
Product: G patch domain-containing protein 4
Exons: 7
Coding region: 131-1312 (393 amino acids)
Cellular component (GO): nucleolus
Molecular function (GO): nucleic acid binding
Source: RefSeq, a predicted model, not a curated record